Molecule: messenger RNA, 1086 nt
Organism: Lolium perenne
Lineage: Eukaryota; Viridiplantae; Streptophyta; Magnoliopsida; Poales; Poaceae
Source: RefSeq, a predicted model, not a curated record
AUGGUGUGGCUCCUAGAUCAAGAGUAUGACAGGGAUCACCGGGCUUUUCAUAUGACGGAGAGGAGAACGGAUCUUCACCCUUUGAAGAUUCGUUACCAUGGCACAGUGGAUAUAGCGUAUGACGAGAGGUACACGGAGUUCAUCGAGCCUACCGGUCUUCUCCCGUUCAUAUCGCUUGUAAGCCGUGGGGGGCCGAACAUGAACGCCGCGGCACUCACCGCCCUUGUCGACCGGUGGAGGCCGGAGACGCACACCUUCCACUUGAGGGCCGGCGAGAUGACCCCUACUCCUCAGGAUGUUUCCAUGAUCCUUGGACUUCCUAUUCAGGGCGAGCCACUGUGUAUGAACACAGCUUCUGAUGGGUGGCGCCAGCAGAUGGAGGCGCUUAUUGGCAUGACUCCUCCGGCGCCAGCAAAUCCAAAGGAGAGAGCUCCCGCCGGCGCAGCUUUCUCUUGGAUUAGGGUUAACUUUGGAGAAUGCCCGGAAGGGGCCAACGAGGAUACCCGAGUGUACUUGUGGUACAUGAUUUCGAGGACUCUCUUUCCUGACAGUGGUGGGAAGUUGGCCCAUUGGUGUUGGCUGAAGGCGCUUACGAUGUUGGAGCACCGGUGGAGUUGGGGAACAGCGGCACUUGCCUACCUCUACCGGCAGGUGAAGAUUUGUUGCAUGUACUAUUCUUCUAUAGUGGCCUCCACGCAACCUGGCAUCACCGGUGGCAGCGGCACACCUGCCAAGAGGACGCAGGCCAUGGAUUCUGACGACCGCGGCCAAUUCAAUGGAUUAGAUGAUGUGAAUUUUGCAAUCGGGUUGUGCAAUUUCAUGAAAAAAGAGCAACCGCCAGAAGCCAAGCUCCAGCUACAGAUCCGCCUUAGCAUGCUCCAGCUGCAGCUCCACCUCGCCAUGCUCAAGCUACAGCACAACCUCGCCAAGCUCCAGCUGCAGCACCAACUCGCCAAAGCUUCAGAUGCACGACAAAAGCUCCCUUCCAUGCGUGGACAAGGGCAGAUGCAUUACACCAAUACCCGACUGUAUGGUUCCUUCACAACAAGUAAUGGCCAAGGACAGAAGCAUGAGCAACACAAUUAG